CUCAGCCAUGGCGUCUUCUACUCUCUUCAAACUCAAUUCACAGACCUUCAAAGCUCUCAAUCCAUCUUCCUCUUCGCCAUAUCAUCCUCAAUCCAUAAUUUCAGAUCUUCAUUUCCCUAAAUCACUCUCACGACAUUCACGGCUCAGUCACAAAUCCACCACCACUACUCGUUUCCUCGUUCCUCUCUGUUUCUCUCUUCCUUCUCCUUCUUCUCCUCCAAUUUCCAAAGAAGAAGCCAUUUCUCAAGCCAAGAAUUGUCUCUCUUCUUGUCUCAUCAAACCACUUAACAACCCCAAGCUCGCUUCCCCAAAACUCAAGAGGCUCAAACAACCAAGAUUCCGUCUCGAAAUCCCAAUCCUUGACGACGAUUCUCCUUCCUCUCUCUCUCAGCUCGCUUCUUCGAUCUUCAGUGACAUACCCAUCUCGAGAAAAGGCUCCAAUGUCAAGCUUCUCUUCCUCUGGCCAGACCCUUCUUUCAUCGAAGCCGCCGUUAAAGCUUUCCGGUCCGACAAUACCAACCACAUUGCCGUGUCUCCGGUUUCAGAAUCCGUCAAAGGAGCUCUGAGAUCUGCUGACGUGGCGGUUUUCAUGGCGCCGGAGAGAUCGCAACUGGAAGAUGUGAGAAAAGCGACGGAAGGUUUCUCCACCAAGCCUGUGGUGAUGAUGAAUCCGAGAUGGUUGUACGAAGAAGAGAAGAGCUUUGGAGAUGAAUUCAACGGAUUCAUCGGUUCCUUUGAAGUGAUCUACGCGUUUACAGGAUUAGAAGUGAGAGGAGUGCUGAGUAAGAGAAAAGGAGUGAUCUUUAAGUGUGUGAGAGACGGUGUUGUGAGUGGAGAGAGAUGGAACGUUCUCGUUGAAGAAGAAGAAGGCAAUGGCACAUUGAAAGUGGUGUCACAAUUCAAAGCUAGGCCAUCAAUCGAUGAAGUCGAGCUUGUUCUGUAUAACUUGAUGGCUAUGAAUUCGCCUAUCACCAAAUCAGCAAAGUUUCUCAAGGAUUUGGUUUCAAACAUCACUGGGAAGAAGUAGUUGAUUAGUUUCCAAUGUGUAGUAUUUGUUCUUGUUCAGUUUUCACUUUCCCUGGAAAUAAAGAGAGAUCCCCUAUAAAGGGUCGGUGUUUUUGAUAA
Messenger RNA from Eutrema salsugineum, 1125 nucleotides. RefSeq lists its product as uncharacterized. Bases 8 to 1027 code for a protein of 339 amino acids. Gene Ontology annotation, cellular component: chloroplast. The record is from RefSeq and is a predicted model, not a curated record. The transcript has a single exon. Lineage: Eukaryota; Viridiplantae; Streptophyta; Magnoliopsida; Brassicales; Brassicaceae.